UCACUUAGUUAACAACACUAGCUACAUCGAGAAAACCUAUAAAUUUCAGUGCAAAUACUACAACAACUGCAACUACAAGUCAUUUUGACCCUCUUUUGUGCUACAAGGAUCUAUACAACAGCUGAUAAUAUGCCGAAGGACCAAGUUGCACCUGUUAUCAGUCGUUUGGAGGAAUUCGAGCAGAAUAUGCCAGGCUAUCUCAACUCAAACUACAAGCUGGCUAUUCUGAUGGACUUCGAUGGCACCUUGGCACCUCUUGUGAAUAAUCCCGCCAACUCGAAAAUGUCCGUGGAAUUGGAGAAAAUACUCCGCAAGUUGGCAAACCAUCCACAAAUAUUUCUGUCUAUUAUUUCGGGACGGGGUCUAAAGGAUGUGCAGACGCACGUGAAUAUUGAUGGUGUGACUUAUGCUGGCAAUCAUGGACUGGAAAUUGAGUAUCCAGAUGGUUCACGUCACGACUUCGAGUUGCCUGCAAGCGUCAAGAAGAACUAUACGGCCAUGGUGAAGGAACUGAAGCAGAAGUUGGAGAAAAAUGGCGCCUGGGUGGAGGAUAAGCGUGUCUCGGUCACCUAUCAUUAUCAGGGGACGCCAGAUGAGCUGAAGGAUGAGCAAAGGCAGCUGGCGGUGCAGAUUUGUCAACGUCACGGUUUCCGGGCCAAUCAAGCACAUGAGGCCAUCGAGGCAAAGCCACCAGUUAACUGGAAUAAAGGCGAGGCAGCUCUCUACAUCCUGAAGAACCAAUUUGGCGACAACUGGUCGGAGGAGGUUCGUGUGGUCUUCGCAGGUGAUGAUACCACCGAUGAGGAUGUCAUGCGGGUACUCAAGGGUUUGGGUCGCUCCUUCCGCAUUGCAUCCGAUGCACAGGUUCAAACAUUUGCGGAUUUCCGUUUGCCCGAACAGAAUGUGAUGACCGAUCUGCUCAGGUGGAUAGCUCGCGUCUAUGUCUAGACAUUCUAAUUAAUUUUUAACUUAGUGAAUAUAUAAUGAAAUGUAGAAAUUUAAUAAAGAUAGCUUUAUUUCCGAGCAAUUGGUCAGCCAGAAAUAUCGUUAUCCACUUUAUAAAUAAUAUAUGAAAACCAAUCAAUGGAAUUUCACUGAAAACGCCAAAAGAA
Drosophila innubila is the source of this 1112-nucleotide messenger RNA. RefSeq names its product trehalose-phosphate phosphatase. The transcript has 3 exons. Gene Ontology annotation, biological process: trehalose biosynthetic process. The record is from RefSeq and is a predicted model, not a curated record. NCBI's taxonomy places the organism in Eukaryota, Metazoa, Arthropoda, Insecta, Diptera, Drosophilidae. Gene Ontology annotation, molecular function: trehalose-phosphatase activity. The coding region runs from base 130 to 948 and encodes 272 amino acids.